AAAAAAAAUAGUCAAAAUAUAGAACAAUCGCAUAUGCACAACAAUUGGUACGUGACUUAUAUAUCUUACGGCAGAUAUUUCUGAACGUUUUGUAAGAUCAUGUCAAUGGGUAUCUUCGAGAACGAAAUCUUCAUGAUGUCGAAUUCGCUACGAAAGAUGCAAAAAAUGUUGGGCACUCGGCUGGGAGCAAAUGUACUUUACUUUAGAAUGGAACGGCCGGUUUGUUUGAUAUUAGAAGACCUUUCUCGUCUAGGAUUUCGUAUGGCCGAUCGUUUCCGUGGUUUAGAUUUCGAUCAUUCCAAGCUAACUCUUCAAAGCUUAGGCAAAUUUCACGCAGCGUCGGUAGCACUCUGCGAAAAGGAACCCAAGCUAAAGACUCUAUACCAAAAAGGGAUACUGUACGAAGGAAUGCCGACCGAAUUCAAAAUCUUCUUCGUCUCCGCGAUUAAAGCUCUUGGAGAUGAUUUGGCAAAUUGGCCGCAAGACGUGAAAAGGUAUCAGAAUAAAGUUAAGAAAUUCGCCGAAGUUGUUUACGACCGUGGUUUAGCGGCAUUGCAACGAAACGACGACGAGUUCAACGUUAUUAAUCACGGUGAUUCCUGGACGAACAAUAUGAUGUAUCGAUACGAUGAGAAUUCAAAGCCUAUCCAGCACGUGUUUGUGGAUUUCCAAAUGUCCAUCUACACUUCACCGGCGAUCGACCUGCUCUACUUUUUAAACGCGACCGUCCAAAACGAAGUGAAUACCGAGAGUCUGAUCGAGGAAUACGUAAAUACGUUGACCACCACCAUGAAGAGGCUAGGUUGCAAAACGACACCACCUACGAUAAAAGACAUAAAAAAAUAUAUGAGAGAAAGGAUAGCAUGGGGGAUGUUGGCCGCGACUACCGUAUUACCGUUCACCCUGAUGGAUAAAUCCCAGGUGGUGAGUCUCGACGAGCUGAUCAAGAAAAACGACACGUUUGAUUAUCCCGGGACCAAGAAUCCGAUGUAUCGGAAGGUAAUGGCCGAGAGAUUAGCGAAAUUCGAAGAAGCAGGCGUGUUUGAUUAAUUCGGUAUGGAUUAAAAGAGCUGUGCUGUGUUUAAAACUAAUUGGAAAGAAU
Molecule: messenger RNA, 1102 nt
Organism: Apis dorsata (giant honeybee)
Lineage: Eukaryota; Metazoa; Arthropoda; Insecta; Hymenoptera; Apidae
Exons: 4
Coding region: 100-1050 (316 amino acids)
Source: RefSeq, a predicted model, not a curated record